Messenger RNA from Glarea lozoyensis ATCC 20868, 738 nucleotides. Its product is annotated as F-box. Gene Ontology annotation, molecular function: protein binding. The transcript has a single exon. Lineage: Eukaryota; Fungi; Ascomycota; Leotiomycetes; Helotiales; Helotiaceae. The coding region runs from base 1 to 738 and encodes 245 amino acids. The record is from RefSeq and is a predicted model, not a curated record.
AUGGCCGAAAUUUCCAGAAUGUUCCUCCUCCCAGAAAUCCUAACCCAAAUCCUCCUCCACAUCCCACCUCGAGAUCUCAUCACAUCUUGCAACCGCGUCAACACCCACUGGAACAACAUCAUCGCUAACUCAUGCUCUAUUCGCCAAUUAUUAUUUUUCUCAUCAUCUCCACAAUCAUCUAACACCACCAAACAAUUCAACACCCUCCUAAUCCGCUAUUUCCCCAAAUACUUCCCCGACCCCGUAAAAUCACACUUCAAACUCACUUCCUGGCAAAAGUCUCAUGGCGAGUCACCCCACGAAAUCGCACGUCGUGAAGCAUUCACUCGCAAAGGCGCUUCCUGGCGUGACAUGUUUCCUAUUCGAACCCACCUCACCGAGUCCACACCAUGGAACAAUCCCUCCAAGCCCCUUGUAGUCACAAAAACAGAAACAUACGACGGAGGCCAAACGAUUUCGCAAGCCUCAUUUGCUAGCGAUGAACCUUGGACAAUGAGUAGAUUGUAUGAUGUGAUUGAAGAAGCGGGUGAGGGUGCGGGGAAUGUGGUGGGGGAUUGGACGAUGGAUUGGGAUGCUGGUGAGGUGAAUGUGAGGCAUCUAGUCACUUGUGAGGAUGGUGUUGACGGGGAUAGAAGUGUGUGGAGGUGUGAGGGAAAUGAGGGGGUGGAGGUUGAGUGGAGGGUGUUAGAGGAGUUUGGAGAGGAUGAUGAGGGGUAUUGGGUUGGUGAGUUUGAUUAG